Messenger RNA from Pangasianodon hypophthalmus (striped catfish), 9822 nucleotides. It is a transcript of the gene limch1a, whose product is annotated as LIM and calponin homology domains 1a. Lineage: Eukaryota; Metazoa; Chordata; Actinopteri; Siluriformes; Pangasiidae. The record is from RefSeq and is a predicted model, not a curated record. The transcript is spliced from 33 exons. Bases 498 to 6524 code for a protein of 2008 amino acids. Gene Ontology annotation, cellular component: stress fiber. Gene Ontology annotation, molecular function: myosin II head/neck binding. Gene Ontology annotation, biological process: regulation of focal adhesion assembly; positive regulation of stress fiber assembly.
AUUAUAAAUCCUAAAAACUACGCAGCAUUUUCUAAACCAAGGAUCCACACAGGAGCGCGCGAGCGGAGGGCCGAAUCCCAAAUCCAUUCCCACCAUCUACAUAAGUGCACUGCGUAGGGUGUGAAAUAGUGGCUUGUACAGCCUAUGUAGUGCACGACACGUGCAAUGGGGAUGCAUUUGGUAGCAAGAGAGGGAGAGAGAGAGAGAGAGAGAGGGAGAGAGAGAGAGCGAUAACGGAACUCCUCCAUUGUUUUCGUGCACAUUCCUGUCCUCACAGCGGGGCGCUCCGUCCGCCUCUCGCAUUGGCUGAGCGCAGAGCUGAGCUCCGAGCGCCUGCGUCUCUGCCUUGUAUUUUUAGGUCGGACUGCGCUGAGCAGUGCGCUGGUGCUCGGGGUGGAAACUGCAGCACCUCGUCCCUGUUCAUUGUCAGCAUCCAAGCUACGGAUUGGACGCAUCAGACGCAGCAGUGCAGUGCAGAAUCGGGACUUUCUCUGGAAAUGGCUAGUGCUGAAGAGAGCUCCAGCUCCCGGCCGGAUCACCACGAAGCCACCGAGUGCAGCUCCGGAGCAGCUUUUCAGGAGGCGCAGAAAUGGAUAGAGGCAGUGACGGGGAGAACGUUUGGUGAGAAGGACUUCAGGAGCAGUCUGGAGAAUGGCAUUCUACUUUGCGAGUUGCUGAGUUCCAUCAAACCAGGACUUGUGAAGAAGAUUAACAGACUCCCAACCCCCAUUGCAGGACUGGAUAAUCUCACCAUGUUCCUGAGGGGAUGUGAGGAGUUAGGACUAAAGGGAUCACAACUGUUCGACCCAGGAGACCUGCAGGACAUGUCUAUACGCGCCAACCUAACGGGUUCAGAUUACAGUCGGAAGCUGAAGAAUGUGCUGAUCACUAUUUACUGGCUGGGCAAAACUGCAAACAGUUGUGCAUCGUAUAGUGGUCCAACGCUUGACCUAAAAGAGUUUGAAGGCCUUUUGUCCAUGAUGAGGAAGGAGUGUGUGAAUGAGGAGCCUGACUCUCCUAAGCGCAGUGUACGGGACAGCGGAUGCGUGGACAACUGGGAAUCGGAACAUUCUGAUUCGUUGUCACCUCCGAGGCAUAGACGAGAGGAUUCCUUUGACAGCCUGGACUCCUUCAGCUCGCAGUCACAGCCCACACCUUCCCCCGAUACUGUGCUCCGUGCUAACAGUGAUGAUUUGGAGGGAGAUCACAGAAAGUUGCCAGAUGUGCUAAAAGACGACAUGUCCGCCCGCCGUGUCUCCUAUAAAGAGCCCCGUGCUGCGCUGCCUUUUAACCAGUACCUCCCCAACAAGAGUAAUCAAAGCACCUACAUGCCUGCUCAGCUGAGGAAGAGGAGGAGCGAACGUGAAGAAGAACGCAGGAGUGGCAGCAACUCCACAUCCCCCGUUAGAGAGGAGUGUGUUGGCAUUUCGAGCGAGACACCUCUUGCUCUCAACUCCCAGAAAACUGUGACCUGGGCAGUUGUGGGAGGGGCGGAGCCUCAGCUGGAUGAGGCAGAGCUUAAGAAGAUGAGAAAGCUAGAGAAGGCGGGUAUUAAAGUGUUGCCUGCUUCUGCGCGAUACAGCAGUCCUAAGGUGACUGCUGUAGAGCCCGAUCAGCCUAAAUCUCCAUCUCCUGACAUCAUCCGUCGAUGUGAUAACAACUUCCCGCGGGCUGAACACACUCACGAGUGGGACGAGGAGGAUGAUGAGGACGAAGAAGGAGAUAGAAAGGUCCCAGAUAUCCAAAAGGAUGACCUUGCGUCCCGGAGGGCACGCAUGAACCAACCGAAACCCAAUGUCGCGCAUCAGUUCCUGCCAAGCUCGUGCAGCAGUAAGGACCGCGAGCGUUGGGAAGGAAUCCGGCUUUCCUCCCAGCAUGCUGUGCUGGAGAUGUUGGAGAAAAUGGAGCAGGAGAAGAAGAGUGAAUCUGACACCACCUCCGCUGAGGUGCCAAUUGUAACUCGCAAGGACAACCCCUUCCUAAGUACUCAUGGGAGAAAGAAGAGUGAGGAGGAAGAGAGUGAUGAGGAGGACAAGGGGCAGUCAGUUGUCCCAAACAUACAGAAGGAUGAUCUUGCCAGGAGGCGAACUCAAAUCGGGUCCCUCCCACAAAGGGAUCCUCGUCAGUCAUUGGCCCAGACAAGUAUCACUCAAUCAGACCUUGAGAAGUGGCAGAGACUUUCAAUGACCAUCGGAAACAGUGAGGCCGCUCCAGUUGAAGUGUCAAUCAUAACUCGAAAGGACAACCCCUUCCUGAGUCCCGAGAAAGCAAGGGAGAAAGAGGAUGAUGAGGAUGAGCAGAGUCAGACAGAGCGAGGCGGACAGGCUGCUUUGCCUAAUAUACAGAAAGAUGAUCUGGCUAGGAGGCGGGGUCAGACUGGGGCCCUCCCACAUCGGGAUCACCAGCAGUCAUUGGCUCAGACGGCCAUGACGCAGUCAGACCUGGAAAAGUGGCAGAGACUGCAGAUGAGCACAGAGAACAGUGACUCGCCCCCUCUGUGUCAGUCCUGCCUCGCUGCCUCCUCAGUGAAGGUUGCCCACAGCGACCCGGCUCGUUGCCAGGGGCGUUCCCGUGGUGACCGCAAGCGCAUUGUGACGUUCGGGGGUGUGACUAAGAUGGAGAACGUUUCCUGGGAAGAGGGAAGACAGGAAGAAGAGUGGAGGAAAGAGGGUGGGAAGGAUGAGUCAGAGACGCUGCAACGCCUCCUCUCCUCAGCAACUGUUGCCAUGCCCACCGCUGGGAUGAGCUCAGGGCGAGAGAGAGAUGGAGACACAAGCAACCCAACCUCACCCCUCAAGUCCCCGCAACCCUCUAUUUCUGACCCCAAACACCAUUUGACCCUUGCUGAGCGUGAGGCUCUUGAGCUGAGGCUGGCUGAGAAAGCAAGGGAUGAGAAGGAGUAUGAGGAAGAGGAAGAGGAGGAAGAGAAGGAAAGACAGCCUGACCUAAAGAAGGAUGACAUGAUGGCCCGACGGACUGGAGUGUUUCAGAAAGCAAGUGGAAACGUGUAUAAUCGGUUCCUCCCACUGCCUAGCUCUAAGAAAGAAACAUGUCCAGCUGAUUCGGUUCCGAAAGAGAGCAAGAGUGUAUCCAGAGAUCCAGUCUUUGAUAGAAACAUAAAAACAAAGCGAUUCAAAGUGGGACAAAGAGUUGAACAGGUAAAACCUGAGCCAGUGGUACCAUCUGCCGCUCAAAAGGAGCCAGAAGUUCUGGGUUCAACUUCGACCCAUGCUGAGGUUCAUUGUGACAGUUAUCCUGAUAAUGAUGAUGAGUAUAAUGAUGGAAGUCCCCUCCCUAACCUGGAGAAAGAUGACAUGCUUGCAAGGAGGACAGGAUCAUACCAAAAACCGAGUGGGAAUCAGUUUAAUGCCUUUCUGCCUAAACCUGGAGGUGUCAAAGGCAAAAAUAAGUCUGUGAGUGGGCAAUACCAGUCAAACCUCAAAACCAGCGGACAAGAAAAGAAAGAUACUCAGGAGAGUAACCAUGGCUACAAUCUCAUCCCCACCCCUAGAUCUGUGACCCCGCCCCCAGCAGAUGUUGAUGACAUGCCUAGAAAAUGCCCUCAAAUUCUGGAUGGGCAGAAAGCAGACACUGUGGGCAUGAUGGGUGGGGAAAAUGAUGUUGUGGGCGGGGCCCAGGCACAAAGCCCUUUACCUUUACCUGUCCCUGAUGCACGGUACACGUUUUGCCUGGAUGAUGAUGUUUCCCCCCUGAUAUUCAGUCACAAGGCUUCUAGUGUUUCUGAUGAAACCGAGAGCGUCAGUUUGAUUGACAUGCGUGAUGAAGAGGAGGAUGUGGACUCGCUGUCACCACACAGCCAAACGCGACACGAGAGGCUGCACAACCAGUACAACAAACUCAAAGAAGAGGAGGACCAGUGGCAGGAUGACCUAGCUCGGUGGAAGAAUCGAAGGCGCAGUGCCUCUCAGGACCUGAUCAGGAAAGAGGAGGAGAGGAAGAUGAUGGAGAAACUGAUGACAUCGGAGGGAAGUUCUCAUCGCAGGAAGAGCAUCAAAACUUACAAAGAGAUUGUGGAGGAGAAGGAGCGUCGGGAGCAGGAGCUGCACGAGUUAUACUGCCAAGCCUCGACUCCCGAAGAGAAAGCAGCCAUAUUACAGCGCUAUGCCCUCCGCUUCACCAUCAGUGAUGCCAUAUUGGAGAAACUCCAGCUUCCAAAACUCCCUUCUGUUGCAAAACUCCAAUCUGCAUACACACUGAAUGAAGAAGCUGAAAUUUCAGAGUCUCAGACAUUCACUGAAACAGAAACAGAUUCCAGCGACCAGUACCUUAAACAGAUAACACACACUAUAAUGCACAGCCACUUCAACACUCCAGAUUUAUCACCUAUCCAAGACUCUAGAACUCCAGAACUCCCACUUUAUCCAGAAAUCCCCCUCUCACCAGCACGAGACUUAAAAACUCCAGAAGUCCAACUUUCUCCGGUCCAAGACACAAAAACUCCAGGAGUCCAACUUUCUCCAAUCCGAGACUCAAAAACUCCAGGAGUCCGACUUUCUCCAGUCCGAGACUCAAAAACUCCAGGAGUCCAACUUUCUCCAGUGCGAGACUCAAAAACUCCAGGAGUCCAACUUUCUCCAGUGCGAGACUCAAAAACUCCAGAAAUCCAACUUUCUCCAGUGCGAGACUCAAAAACUCCAGGAGUCCAACUUUCUCCAGUGCGAGACUCAAAAACUCCAGAAAUCCAACUUUCUCCAGUGCGAGACUCAAAAACUCCAGGAGUCCAAAUUUCUCCAAUCCGAGACUCAAAAACUCCAGAAGUCCAACUUUCUCCAGUGCGAGACUCAAAAACUCCAGGAGUCCAACUUUCUCCAAUCCGAGACUCAAAAACUCCAGAAGUCCAACUUUCUCCAGUUCGAGACUCCAACACUCCGGACAUCCCCCUCUCACUUUGCCUUGACUCCAAAACCUUAGAAGCCCCUCUUUCUCCCAUCAAGCCAACCAAAGCCCCUGAAGUCCGUCUCUCGCCUGUUCGGAUGCCCCCUGCGCCAUCCAGACCUGUGCCAUUACUAACACCAAAACCAUACAGCCAGCCCAAAUUUAAUCAGCCUUCUUUUAAGCAAGUUAAGAAUGAUGGACUGGUGCGUGUGAAUGGUGACGCCAUUGUAGAGGACACAAGAGAGAGUCCAGUGAGACCUGUUUCCUUCACCCCGACACCACCAAAACCAGCAAGUCAGAGUCCUCAGCGAGUGUCAGCCAUCUCAGCAGGAAGUGAAACCACGACUCAGGAGUGCACUCAGACCUCAUCCAUUCAAAAAACUGAACAUGUUAAAGAAGAGAGUGACAGUCACAGCAGUCCGGUUAAAAAGAGUACAGAGGACGAGACUUCCAAAACUCUCACAGAUUCAGAACUAACAGGAAAGCAGACCAUCCCUGAUACAGCAGUGAAGCGCAACUGUGUGGUGAAGACGACCAUCGUGACGGAGCUUAGAGAAACACACUCACUCCCCACAACAGAUGCUUCUAUUACUGACCAGAUGAGCUGUUCAGAUGGAUUAGGCCAGAAAUCUGAUGAGAUUUCCUUCACUGAGUCCAGAAAGGCUGACGUUACGUCCUACUCAGAGGGAUUUGACUUCACCAGCGAAUGUAUCGAAACCCCAAUCUUGAACCUUGCAAAGAGGGUCAAUCACUGGACGUGGGACCCUAACGAAGAGCGUAAACGGCAGGAGAGGUGGCAGCAGGAGCAGGAGCGCCUGCUACAGGAGAAGUAUCAGCGGGAACAGGAGAGACUGAAGCAGGAGUGGGAGAAAGCUCAGAAGGAGGUAGAAGAAGAGGAAAGGAAACACCAUGAAGAGGAGCAACGGAUCUUGGAGGAAACGGUGACCCCGCUGACCCCGCACUCAUCCUGUGGUGUGACGGAAACCCCGCCCACCUCCACAACCCCCCACGACACUAUUGUGUUGUCAUUGGCUGACUGGGAGAGGAAACAGGAAAUGCUGGAGAAAGAGGCAAAGAUGAACCAGAGAAAUGGUUUAGAGCACAGGUCUGAUCAGACAGAAGCAGUGUCACCUCCACCAAAGAACGACCAGGGAGCAGAACUUCAAGAGAGUCAGUCAGCUACACCACAGCUGCAGUUCACACAGGAUGGGUCUUGGAGCUGUAAAUCAGAGAGCAGACAGGAGUGGAAAAAAACGGCCUCCCUGGACCGGAAUGUGAGCCCUUCACAGAGUCAGCCUCCCAGGAUGAGGAGGUCUGGGUCGUACGAAAACAUUUUAGGGAUACACACAUCUCCAUCAUCACAAGACACAUCACCCUCAUCUUCAGACAGGUCGGUGAGCGCGAAGAAGCUGUGCUCCAGCUGUGCACAGCCGCUGGGCAAAGGAGCCGCGAUGAUCAUCGACACUUUGGGCCUUUACUUCCACAUCCAGUGUUUUAAGUGCGGUGUGUGUAAAGGGCUGCUUGGCGAAACGAGCACAGGAACCGAUGUCCGGAUCCGGAACGGUGUUCUCAACUGUCAUUCAUGCUACAUGAAAUCUCGUGCUGCUGGUCAACCCACCACGUUAUAAAGCCUUUUUUGCACCCAAAUUGAAGAGGAACUGGAACAUUUGCCAAGCCCACAGAAACCUGGGCCAUCUUCACAAUGAACACUGAAUUACACACAAUUAUAUUUCAUAUCAUCUCAAAAAAAAAAAGAAAAAAAAGCACAAAUCGCCUUUUGACACAAACGGAUUAAACUGGAACGUUGUGGGGUAUUUGGAUGAUAUUUCUGUGUAAAGCUUCAUAUUUCUGUGGAAAAAAAAAAGUCUUCUAAUGGCAAUAACUCUAAUCACCACAUGCAUGAGCAUGCACUGCAGUUAACAAAUAUUAAACAGUCGCUAGCUUAAUGUACAAAGUGGAGCGUUCCACUUGCAGAACAUGGGUAGAUAAAUUAGUGAUAAAAACACUGACCUGUUUUUUUAAAAAUUUUUCUUCAACUAAAUCCAAUUAUCUAACCGUGUGAUUGAGACGUUAGCGGAGGGACGUGGCUGUUGCGUAUUUACAUCAGCGGUUUUGCACUUUAGACUUUUUAUCAACAAACCUUCAGCCACUGACGACAAACAUUUGAGAAGAAACACAAAGAUAAGCGUAAUAAGCAAUGAUUAUUUAAACCUUUAUCAGUUUUGCUUGCAAAUGUAGAAAGUUUGAGAAUCUGUCACUUCUACUUGGCUUCCUAUCAGACCUCAUGUGCACUAUCUAGACCCUUUUUUAUGACCUAUGUAGUGCACUUAUUGGAAGUAGGCAGUCAUUUAGGACGCACCUUGAAAUUUUACAGCCGAGUCCCAAAUGGCUCAUCAGUGGAUAUUGCACAUAUGGUAUAGUGCACUAUCAAGCAUGUAGAAGAUAUUAACUUAUACAUUACACUUAUAAAGUAUACUUAUAAUUCAAAUAGUGAGUUAUUUGGGGUUAAUUUCAGAAUUUUUUUGUGUGUGCAAAAAUGUGUGAGUUUAUUUUGCUCUAUAUGGCCAUAACGGAAGGCACCACAUGCUGCAUACUUUAUUCUGUGAAUGAAUAAAAAGAAAAAUCCCAAAUAUCUCCUUAAAGCACUACAAAAGGUGUAGAAGCCAGUAUGUCAUACCCUAUACCCUCUGUAGUGCACUUACAUAGGUAUUUUAAAGCCUUUUGGGAUUCAGCCAGAAUGAAUGAAUGGUUUAAAAAAAUGUCUUGGUUUGUUAACUCGAGGUUUUAAGUUAAUUGUAGUGUUGAACUGUUUUUGAGUAUUUCCUCUUCAUUUUCCUAUUUAUGUUCUCUUUUAUCAUCUCAUUCUGAUCAAAUGUUAGUUUGCUGUUGUUUAAAAAAAUAAUGCAUGAUGUUUGAAGUCUCAUAAAUACUGGAUGAAUAUCGAUUAGUUCCAUGGGGUUGUUUUGGUCGCUCAAGUUUGUUUCAUUUUCACUGUCAAUUGCUGGAGAAAGAACAAGAAUGUCGUUUUAGUUUUGGAGAAUUCGUUCUAUUUUUCCAGACAUGUGUCGGUCAUAUCUAUUUCCAUGCCGUGCCUUAAAUAUGACCGCACCCUUGAUGAGAGGUUGUGUGGUCGUGUAUGUGUAUGCAACAUCCAAAGCUUUGUAGAGCUACUUCAUUUUAUUUUGCAGCGCACAGUUAUAUACUGCGCUAUAUACUGAGCAAAAUUCUCUCUUAAUCCUGUUGCGUUUUGUUCGUAAACCUUGUACAUGGCAAAAAUCAUAGUGUUCAAUUAACUCUUAAGGUAUUGGCGUCCAACUGGACUUUACACGUUAAAGAUUCACAUGUUGAUAGACAUGGUAGUUUCCACAGCAAGGUUUAAUUCAUCAUUUCAUGUUAAUUCAACAAAUAAUUUAAAACAGUCUUGGAGUUCGGAAGCUUACGUUUUUACAUUAUUUAUCAGACCAAGUUAUCGUUGUUUACAUAGUUGGACAAAUCAUAAAUCUAUUAGCUAGCCCACUGGGCAAGUAAAACCUCCAUGUUUUUGUUGCCCAGAAGCUGACUAUACUAAAAAAAAAACAAGCUAGCAUAAUGUAAUAACGUGUAUCAAGCUAGUUAGCUAGUCAAGUGACUUAAUACAGACGAAAGAAAACUUUAUCCUCAUCUAUCAAAAUUUGUAAUGUAGCAUAUCAUGUUUGCGGCCUCGACAAAAAGUCGUUAUCCAACGUUUUUGUCAGUGAGAUGUGGUGUUCCAUCCUCGCAUUUCACGUGAGACAUUUCUCUCGAUAUGUUUAACCACGAGGUAAAUGUGCGUAGUAAGCAGGAGAGUUAUAUCCCGACUUUUGCGCUACGUUUUAUUUUCCUUGAUCUCGUCAGUGUUUUCGCAUACAUGUGUAUUCCAGAUUCCAAAAAGAUCGUCUGGUAUCCAUGCACACUUAUUAAUCCGUGUAGUCGAUGUGUGUAGUGCGGCAGGAGGUGGGAUUUGGAACGAGUUGCACACACUAUAGUUACAGCAUCGAAGUAACGCACCACCAUGAAACGUGUUAUGUUUAAACAUUUAAACAUAGCUAUGUACCAAAUGAAAGCUUUUGUUUUGCUAACAUCUCUGCUGGGCAACUACAAAUUAAAAAAAAAAAAUCUGCUUGUCCCAGGCACCUGGGCUCUUGAUUUGUCCACCCAUGGUUAACAUUUAUAAAAAUUUAUAAAAAAUUGUAACACAUGUUCUGCAAAUACAAGCCCAAGUCUGUUUAAAUAACCUUCAUAGCCUUCCUUACUUCACAUUCUGUUACACUUUGAGUCUGAAAACAAGUAUAAAAUCAAGAUAUGUCCCAAACACUAGGAAUUGAUAGUAGAGAAACACUAACGAAGAGUCACUUUUUGUUAUCGUGAUCAGCUAAUUAGCGGUGAGCGAGAUAUCACUACGUAAAUCAUGAAACACACUUAGCUAAUCCUUGCUGAAGGAAGCUAGAAAAGGUAAACAAAUGUGACCUCGACCUCUGUGUUUGUUUUUAUAACAUAGCUAAUUUGAAAUUAUUUGAAUAGUCGUAAGCAAACUCGCAGCUCACUAAGUAUGAGCACCGUAUGAGUGCCGAAAAGUGGGAUUUUUUUGAGACGUUUCUAGUAAGAACGCUGAGUAGACAUAAAUUCCAGUGUUUGGGACAUGGAGCGUUUCCACAUCUAUCAUGUCUGCCUUUUAUUUGCUUUGCUAAUCUCUAAUUACGAUAUAAUGAGUAGGUUAUUAGCAGGAUUAUGUAGCUGAUAUGGUUUUGUUACUCAGAGAGGAAUUGAGUUGUUGAUGAAAGUGACCUGUGCUGAAGCUCUAUAUUUAUUUGAUCAUCUUAGGACGACCUAACGAACCCGACAAACCCUCCAUAAGCAGUGGGUUUUAUAGCAAGUGUAUGUUUAUAUAAAUAAACUAUUUUAAAUGUA